Messenger RNA from Dama dama (fallow deer), 1724 nucleotides. It is a transcript of the gene GPN1, whose product is annotated as GPN-loop GTPase 1. The coding region runs from base 19 to 1143 and encodes 374 amino acids. The transcript has 14 exons. NCBI's taxonomy places the organism in Eukaryota, Metazoa, Chordata, Mammalia, Artiodactyla, Cervidae. The record is from RefSeq and is a predicted model, not a curated record. Gene Ontology annotation, molecular function: GTPase activity; ATP hydrolysis activity.
GGCGGAGCCAGGAGCAAGAUGGCCGCGCCCGCAGCUGCCACGGAAUCUCAAGCUUCAGGAGGUCCCCAGUCCCCAGCGUGUCUGUUGGUUUUGGGAAUGGCGGGGUCUGGGAAGACCACCUUUGUACAGAGGCUCACAGGAUAUCUGCAUAGUCAAGGGUGUCCACCUUAUGUGAUCAACUUGGACCCAGCUGUGCAUGAAGUUCCCUUUCCUGCCAAUAUUGACAUUCGUGACACUGUGAAGUAUAAAGAAGUCAUGAAACAGUAUGGACUUGGACCUAAUGGUGGCAUAGUGACCUCACUCAAUCUCUUUGCUACCAGAUUUGAUCAGGUGAUGAAAUUUAUUGAGAAGGCCCAGAACAUGUCUAAGUAUGUCUUAAUUGACACACCUGGACAGAUUGAGGUAUUCACAUGGUCAGCUUCUGGGACAAUUAUCACUGAGGCCCUGGCAUCCUCGUUUCCAACGAUCGUCAUUUAUGUAAUGGACACAUCUCGAAGUACCAACCCAGUGACCUUCAUGUCCAAUAUGCUCUAUGCCUGCAGCAUCUUAUACAAAACCAAGCUGCCUUUUAUUGUGGUCAUGAAUAAAACUGACAUCAUUGACCACAGCUUUGCAGUGGAAUGGAUGCAGGAUUUUGAGGCUUUCCAAGAUGCCUUGAAUCAAGAGACUACAUAUGUCAGUAACUUGACUCGUUCAAUGAGCCUGGUGUUAGAUGAGUUUUACAGCUCACUCAGGGUGGUGGGUGUGUCCGCUGUUCUGGGUACAGGAUUAGAAGAACUCUUCGUGCAAGUUUCCAGUGCCACAGAAGAAUAUGAAAGAGAGUAUCGUCCCGAAUAUGAACGUCUGAAGAAAUCACUGGCCAGUGCACAGAGCCAGCAGCAGAAAGAACAACUGGAACGCCUCCAGAAAGAUAUGGGCUCUGUAGCCUUGGACACAGGAAUUGCCGCAGGGAGCUCAUCUCCUGUGCUGGACCCUUCUGAUUUGAUCCUGACUCGGGGAACCUUGGAUGAAGAGGAUGAGGAAGCAGACAGUGAUACUGAUGAUAUUGACCACAGAGUUACAGAGGAAAGCCGCGAAGAGCCAGCAUUCCAGAACUUUAUGCAAGAAUCAAUGGCACAGUACUGGAAGAAAAACAACAAAUAGUUUCUAAAGUUCAAAAUUUUGGAACUCUGUGUGAAGGACUAUCUUUAUCUCUGACUGGGGGCUACAAUCUAUAAAGGAUGGUUUUGUUCAGAAUAGCAGUUUGUCUUACUAGUGAAACUUUCUGACUCCAAUGAAGCCAGGAAUAGAUUAUUUGGACCUGCUGAUUACCAUUGGCCUUCCCCUUGGAUUUAUGCAAGGAAGCAUAUUCUGUUUUUGGACACUGAUAUCCCUUUGAGCCUAAAACCGUAAGUUGUUAUCAUUUGAGCUCACAUACUUUUGUUACUGAUGGAUGAAACAGAGAACUUAGUAGGCUGUAUCUCUAGCCUCUACGUCCCAAGCAUUUGCCUUUGAACUUGCACCAUGAGUUCCCUUCCUUUUUAGUAGAAAGGGCGAGAGGAAACAGGAGCUUGUCCAGAAUAACAGUGGAGUCUCCUUGGCAACCAGUCAAUGUUGGUAUGAAAUGUGCCUCCCACUGGGGAGCUCAUUAUAGAACAUCAGGUUCACUGAAGAAAGUGGGCAACAUGUAGUUAUUAAGAAUUCUACUUUAGAUGCUGGCUUGGAUAAAGAGUUUUUAAUUUUCA